Messenger RNA from Prosopis cineraria, 1437 nucleotides. Its product is annotated as peroxidase 16-like. Gene Ontology annotation, biological process: hydrogen peroxide catabolic process; response to oxidative stress. Gene Ontology annotation, molecular function: heme binding; peroxidase activity. The record is from RefSeq and is a predicted model, not a curated record. The transcript is spliced from 4 exons. The coding region runs from base 306 to 1292 and encodes 328 amino acids. NCBI's taxonomy places the organism in Eukaryota, Viridiplantae, Streptophyta, Magnoliopsida, Fabales, Fabaceae.
AACUCUCUCUCGUGACUAUUAUAUUUUAAAACGCACUUGCGAUAUUACACCAAUCCAAGAGCUUCCACUGCAACCUCUUCAUAAAAAUUAUUAAGCAGCAUAGCAAUGAGUGCUUUGUCAGAUAUUAUUAAAAUAUUUACACGAUCUCCCAAGGCAAAUUCUGUUGGUAUGUAGUUCUUGGUCGGUUUCAGGCAAAUUCUUAACCCUCUACGAUUCUCUACACAAAAUAAUGUUGACUAUUUAAGGGCUCAGUGUCAACCAAUAAACCCAUGGUGGAGUACUGAAUCCAAAACCAGCACAAGAAAAUGAGUUUCCAGAGUAGCUUCGUUUUGUUUCUUGGUAGCCUGCUUUUUCUGCUGCUCAUAGCCACAAGUUUUGGCCAACUUCAAGUGGACUAUUACAGAAACACAUGCCCAGAUGUUGAGUCAAUAGUUCGAACCGCAGUUGAAAGGAAAUUUCAGCAGACAUUAGUAACUGCACCUGCUACACUUAGGCUUUUCUUCCAUGACUGCUUUGUUAGGGGAUGUGAUGCCUCUGUGAUUCUGGCUAAGAGAAACGGUGCAGCAGAAAAGGACAAUCCUAUCGAUCUGUCACUGGCUGGUGACGGGUUUGACACUCUGAUCAAAGCCAAGGCUGCAGUUGAUAGUGUUCCUGGCUGCAAAUAUAAGGUUUCAUGCGCUGAUAUAUUGGCAUUGGCCACGAGGGAUGUUAUUACACUGACAGGAGGACCGUCUUAUGCAGUAGAGCUGGGACGGCUUGAUGGGAGAAUCUCCUCGAAAGCCAGUGUGAGACACAGCAUUCCUCAUGCUAAUUUCAAAUUAGCAAAGCUGAAGGCAAUGUUUGCUUCACAUGGCCUCACUCUUGCAGAUCUAGUUGCUCUAUCAGGAGCACAUACUAUAGGUUUCUCUCACUGCAGUCAAUUCUCUAGACGCAUUUACAGAUUCAGAAGCAGGAGCAGAAUUGAUCCAACACUUGAUUUGGGUUAUGCAAAACAGCUCACGAAAAUGUGUCCAACAAAUGUAGACCCCAGAGUAGCCGUAAGCUUGGACCCCACUACGCCUUGGAUAUUUGAUAAUCAGUAUUUCAAGAAUCUUCGGCAAGGGAAAGGACUCUUAACUUCUGAUCAAGUCUUGUUUACCGAUAGAAGAUCAAGAAAGUUGGUUAACUUGUUUGCAUCCAACAGCACAGCCUUUGAUCAGGCUUUUGUUACUGCCAUGACAAAACUAGGACGGAUUGGGGUCAAAAGAGGAAAUCAGGGCGAAAUUAGGCGUGAUUGUACCAUGGUAAACUAGAUCACCGUCCUUCCUUCUUUACUUUUUUUCUUUAAAAUUCAUUAGCGAUUUGCUUCAUUUUAGUUUUGUUGGCCAUCGAGAGUGUUUCCAUUUUAUCAUGCAAGCUUUACCACUUGAAUUAUAAUAUAAUUUUCUUUUGAGAUCA